This is a messenger RNA of Conger conger (European conger), 5629 nucleotides long. RefSeq names its product erythrocyte membrane protein band 4.1b (gene epb41b). Gene Ontology annotation, molecular function: structural molecule activity; actin binding. Bases 1255 to 5511 code for a protein of 1418 amino acids. The record is from RefSeq and is a predicted model, not a curated record. Gene Ontology annotation, biological process: cortical actin cytoskeleton organization. The transcript is spliced from 31 exons. NCBI's taxonomy places the organism in Eukaryota, Metazoa, Chordata, Actinopteri, Anguilliformes, Congridae. Gene Ontology annotation, cellular component: plasma membrane; cytoskeleton.
UCACACGCUCACACACUCUCAGCUCUUACACACUCACACACUCUCAGCUCUCACACCCUCAGCUCUCCAUCAGACCUGUGCGAGGCCUUUUAAGGGGCAGGUGCUCAGAGUGAGAAAGGGCACACCAACGUAGAGAAACUGAUUCACCUGAUUCACCCAGGUAUUGUACAGGAUGUACUCACCUCACCCAGGUAUCGUACAGAAUAAAUGAAUGAAUUAAUAAAAAUGAAUGACCACCAGAAUAGAUAUAAUCAGUGUUCCCCACAAGAUUUUUUGAAACUGGCACGGGAGACCCCAAACCCUUUAGGAGAACAUUUGAAUCCCUUUUUUUACCAUGUCAUAGUGUAGUGUAGAGUGAUGUAACCAUGACCUAGUUUUGGUGGUGAAAUUUAACUGGUGUUAGUUUUGGUGAUGAAAGGUUCAAUGUCAGCUAGAUGGGUGUGCCACCACAGUGUAGUUAAUUAAUGGGAAAUUUCUGUGUUUUAGUUUAUACGUUUCCCCAAAGAGAUGCACAACUCUAGUCUGCACCUCCUGUGCCUAUCCUCCGCUAAGCCUUCUCUGAAGAAGGCUAUUUAUUAGAAAGUAUGAAUUAUGUUAAUUAUCUUUAAAUUAAAUAUGAUUGAUGACUGGACAGACUGUGUGUACAUGCAUGUAGGUACAUGUGUGUGUGUGUGUGACUGUGUACAUGCAUGUAUGUGCAUGUGUAUGUGUGACUAUGUACAUGCAUGUAUGUGUGCGACUGUGUGUACAUGCAUGUAUGUGCAUGUGUGUGUGUGUGACUAUGUACAUGCAUGUGUGUGUGUGACUGUGUGUACAUGCAUGUAUGUGCAUGUGUGUGUGUGACUGUGUACAUGCAUGUGUGUGUGUAUGUGUACAUCCAUGUACAUGCAUGUAUGUGCAUAUGUGUGAGAUUGUGUGUGCAUUAGGGCACUAAAAGGUGCACUUUGAGCACGGGGAAUUGUGGUACUUUGUAUCUCAGCUGAAGCCUUGGCGCUUCCGAGGGAACGGCAGUCCUCUUUGAUGCGAUUGGACAGUACCGUCCAGCGCGCUUCGCCCAUUGGUCUGUUCUUUAAACAAAGUUGUCUCAUUGCAUAGUUAGCCACACCUAUUUACUAGGAUCUUGAAACACCAGUUUUAAAAAGGACACAAAAACACAUGUGUCUGUAACACUGUAUGUGUGUCAUACUGCCUCUAAACCGCGGUCUGUACUGAGGAUUUCCCCUCCUGUUCAUGGUGUAGAGAAAAGGUGUUGCCAUGACGACAGAAGCCAGUGCCGUCGCCGAGCCCGAGAGCCAACCGAAGUCUGAGCGACCGGAGGCGGAGCCAGCCCAGGACCCGCCCCCUCCAGCCCAGGACCCGCCCCCCCCAGCGCAGGACGGCCCCCGCCCCGACCCCCCCGCGGAGCCGGAGCUGAAGCCGCGGGCGCGCGUGUCCGCUGGGCGGGGCCUCUCCCGCCUCUUCUCCAACUUCCUGAAGCGCCGCUCCCAGUGCGACGCGGAGGCGGAGCCAGCCCGGGGGGCGGAGCAGCAGGAGGAGGAGUUAGUCAGAGCCCCAAUCGCUGACCCCGAACCCGAGCUCCGGACCGAGGACCACGCCCUCGACCUGCACUCACUCAGCAGCGCAGAGACACAGCCGGCGCAGGAGGAGAGAAAGGAGGAGGCUGAGACCGAGAAGAAGGAGGAGGAGGAGGGUGGAACAGCAGGAGAGAGACAGGAGGAAGAUCAGCCCGGGGAGGAGGGUGGACAGGGGGAGGAGUCUAAGGAGGAGGAGCCGAAAGGGGCGGAGCCGAAGGCUGCAGACGAACCGAAAGCCUCCAAAGCCCCACGCCGCCCCCGCAUCAUGCGCUGCAGCGUCACCCUGCUGGACCACGCCCUGUACGAGUGUGAGCUGGAUAAACACGCCAGGGGCCAGGAUCUCUUCAACAGGGUGUGUGACCAUCUGAACCUGCUGGAGAGGGACUACUAUGGCCUGGCCAUCUGGGACACGCCCGCUCUUAAGACAUGGCUGGACUUCAGCAAGGAGAUCCGCAAGCAGGUUACAGGUUGCACCUAUAAUUUCACCUUCAAUGUGAAGUUCUACCCACCUGAUCCAGCCCAGCUCAGUGAGGACAUCUCCAGGUACUACCUGUGCCUGCAGGUGCGUGAGGACAUAGUGAGCGGGAGGCUGCCCUGCUCCUUCGCCACGCUGGCGCUCCUGGGGUCCUACGCCCUGCAAUCAGAGCUGGGCGAGUUCGACCCCCAUCUCCACGGCAACGAGUACGCCAGCCAGGUGCAGCUCGCCCCCGGCCAGACCAAGGACCUGGAGGAGAAGAUGAUGGAGCUGCACCGAACCUACAGGUCCAUGAGCCCUGCCCAGGCAGACAUGCUGUUCCUGGAGAACGCCAAGAAGCUUGCCAUGUAUGGAGUGGACCUGCACCAGGCAAAGGACCUGGAGGGGGUGGACAUCAUGCUGGGGGUGUGCUCCAGUGGCCUCAUGGUCUAUAAGGACAAGCUGAGGAUCAACCGCUUCUCCUGGCCCAAGGUCCUGAAGAUCUCCUACAAGAGGAGCAGCUUCUUCAUCAAGAUCCGCCCAUCCGAGCAGGAGCAGUACGAGAGCACUAUCGGCUUCAAGCUGCCGAAUUACCGAGCGUCUAAGAAGCUGUGGAAGGUGUGUGUGGAGCACCACACCUUCUUCAGGCUCAGCAGUGUGGAGGCCACCACGCCGCGGAAGUUUCUGGCGCUGGGCUCCAAGUUCCGCUACAGCGGCCGCACCCAGGCCCAGAGCCGGCAGGCCAGCUCCCUCAUCGACCGCCCGGCCCCCCUGUUCCAGCGCACCGCCAGCAAGAGAGGCUCGCUCCAGUCCUCCUCAGGUGCGUCUCUGUCAGCCCCAGGGACGCCUCCCAGGAAGGAAGAUGAUUGGUUCUUUCUCUUGGAGUCUUUCCAGCCUGAGCCGAGCCCUGCGGACUCAGUAACGGAGGAGGGCCGAGCUGAAGUUCAUACGGGCGUGAGCACCACUGUGCUGGAGCAGCAGGAAUGGAGAACACAGAAGAGCGUGAUGAUUGUAGAGCAGAUCUCAGAACCGCAAGAGCAACAGGCUCCCAAGGUCCGGCACAACCCACAGAGAGAGGAUUAUGAUGAUUGGUUUUCGUUACUGGACCGCUCCCCUUCUGAAGCAACCCUGCCUCCAUCAGGAUACCCCAAACUGCACACAGUAAUGGAGGAGGAGGCCAUGAUUGUGGCCAAACAAACAAUGAAGCCGCAGGAUGUGCAGUCAGUGGAGGAGAGGCUGCAGCCUCAGUGGAGAGAGGAGGUCGUCCCCCUGUCAUUGCCCCUCCCCAUACGCCAAGUAAUGGAGGAGGAUCGAGCUGAAGUUUAUACGCGCGUGAGCACCACUGUGCUGGAGCAGCAGGGAUUGGGAACACAGAAGAGCAUGAUGAUUGUAGAGCAGAUCACAGAACCGCAAGAGCAACAGGCUCCCAAGGUCCGGCACAACCCACAGAGAGACGUUGAUGAUGAUUGGUUUUCGUUACUGGACCGCUCCCCUUCUGAGGCAACCCUGCCUCCAUCAGUAACGGAGGAGGGCCGAGUUGAAGUUUAUACGGGCGUGAGCACCACUGUGCUGGAGCAGCAGGAAUGGAGAACACAGAAGAGCGUGAUGAUUGUAGAGCAGAUCUCAGAACCGCAAGAGCAACAGGCUCCCAAGGUCCGGCACAACCCACAGAGAGACGUUGAUGAUGAUUGGUUUUCGUUACUGGACCGCCCCCCUUCUGAGGUUUCCGCACCUCCAUCAGCGCGGGACCCAGAUGAUUGGUUUUCGUUACUGGACCGCAGCCCUCCUGAGGGCUCCGCACCUCCAUCAGUCACGGUGGAAAGACCUGUACCAGUAGACCCAUACACAGCUCAGGUGAAGACUCCAGGUCAGAGGUCUGAAAUGGUGACACUGCGAUUGGACGAAAGGGUGGAGAGGCUGAGCCAGGAUGAACCACAUACCCACCCGCAACCCCCUCUCAGAGCUGCAGCCCUUCAGUUGCCGAUGCAGGACGCGUUCAGUCCUGCCAUGCUGGAGAAGCAAGAAGAUGAUUGGUCCUUGCUGUUCGAAGGCCUGCAUCCAAAACAGAGCACCGUCCCUUUGCCAGCCCGGGACCCGGAUGAUUGGUACUCGCUGCUGGUCCGCAGCCCUCCAGGGCCCGCCCCUGUCUCACUCCCUGCAGCUGGGGUAAGUGCAGGGAGAGCUCGGCCUGUCAGUGCUCCGGUCAUCUCCCCUACUGACCUGGCAUCGGUUGGCCUUGGCCCCUCCCACACCACCCCACGAGCCACGCCCGCUGCCACGCCCAGCCGCCCCGCCCUUCAGGAGGACAGGAAGGUGGAGGUGAAGCUGGAGCCUGCUCCUGUGGAAGAGGUGGUGAAGACUGUGGUUCGGAGGGAGAGGAGGGUCAGUCCCACGGUCACAGCAGCCAAUGGGGAGAGGCCAGCGGAGUCGCCCCCGGCAACCGAGGAACCAGUGCGCAUGCGGAAGAAAAGAGCUAAGAAAAUUGAGGGCGAAACAAUUUAUAUCAGACAUAGCAAUUUAAUGUUGGAGGACCUGGACCGGCCCCAGGAGGAGAUCUUGCGGCACCACGCCAGCAUCAGCGAGCUGAAGCGGAACUUCAUGGCGUCGGUUCCCGAGCCGCGGCAGAGCGAGUGGGACAAGCGUCUCUCCGCCCACUCGCCCUUCCGCACCGCCAGCUUCAACGGAGCCCUGCCCCCGGCCAGCACUGCCAGUGCGUGUGCUGUGCCUGUAAGGACAGAAAUAUAUACUAAAAUACCCAUCGAGGCGCCUAGCAACACCGCUCAGGGGGGUGGAGUCAUAAGCCCCCCCUCCCAAGAAGGAGAUAAGGGGGUGGAGUCAGUGGACGAUGGGAGGGAGCAGGAGGGCAGCCUUAGCAGGGAUGACCCAUCCAAACCAAUCAGCCAAGUGGAGCCGUGGCCAAACCACGCCCCUCAGCCAGGCCCAAGCAGCACCCCUCGGCCUGAAACCCCACCCCCCGCGAUGGAGCCCCACCCCCCCGGCGCCGUGGCCGCCUCCCCCACCCUGCUCUUCCUGAGCGAUGGUCCUUACCUCAUUCGCUGUUUCCAGCCGCCUCUGGUGCAGACUCAGACCGUCACCAUCUCGGACGCCUCCACCCCCCUCCUGAGUGACAUCGCCACCAAGGACGUCCCCAUCGUCCACACGGAGACCAAGACCAUCACUUACGAGUCUGCUCAGCCUGCGGAGAGCGUGGCAGGCCGUGACCCUGGCGUCCUGCUGAGCGCCCAGACCAUCACCUCGGAAACCGUCAGCAAGACCACAACCACCCAGAUCACCAAGACGGUGAAAGGCGGACUCUCGGAGACGCGCAUUGAGAAGAGGAUAGUCAUCACUGGUGACUCAGAGCUUGAUCAUGACCAGGCCCUGGCUCAGGCCAUACAGGAGGCGAAGGCGCAGCACCCUGACAUGUCCGUCACCAGGGUGGUGGUUCACCAGGAGACAGAACUAGCCCCGCCCCUGCAGUGAGCCACACCCACCCACAGCGACAACGAUGGGGCAUCAGGAAUAUGAACCACCUCCUCCCCCACCUCCUCCAUCUCCUCUCCCCAUCCCUCCCACCACCUCCUCCAUCCCCCCCACCACC